Planococcus citri (citrus mealybug) is the source of this 1708-nucleotide messenger RNA. RefSeq lists its product as uncharacterized. Bases 168 to 851 code for a protein of 227 amino acids. The transcript is spliced from 2 exons. The record is from RefSeq and is a predicted model, not a curated record. Lineage: Eukaryota; Metazoa; Arthropoda; Insecta; Hemiptera; Pseudococcidae.
AAUUCAACCAACCAGUAUUGACAAAUGAUUUCUCGCAAGAAUAGAAAGAUUAAGUAGCUUCGGGAUUUGCAAUCAUGUAAAUGGGAGUGAGAUGUGUGCACGAUAGGUUGUCGUUUAUUCUUAGUCAGUGACCAAAUGUAAACUGUUCGUGUUUCCAUUCAAAUACAAUGAAAACAAUCGUAAUCUUCUUAAUCAUUGCAUUCAAUAUUCAGUGUGAAUCAUCUGCGAGUAAAACUCGUGCAGCAGAAGCUAAAAAGCAGUCACAACUGGACCAUAUUGAGUUAUCGUACGAUGAAUGGAAUUACAAAGAUUACGAAGAAAAUGAAAAAGUCCGCAGCUCUGAAUCAUCCAGCAGUUCUGACGACUCUUCGGACUACUACAGCUGGUCUCCCAAAGGUGAAAAUAAACACACGGAUCGCAGAUUAGACACCCUGAGUACCGAAAAAGAAAUCGAUUCUAAAGACGCAAAUGAAACCGUCCCUGUCAUCACGACCCCUAAUCCUAAUAAAACCGUAUCAAUAAUUGUAGACCUUCCGACUAUUAUCAGCGGCGAUGAAGAUGGAAUUAUUAAAGUUGAUGGUCAUCAAGUUGGAGAUGAGGCUGACCCAGAACUUGUAUCGAAUCAAACACUCAGAAUAUUAGCUAGUAAUAAAGGCAUCUACAUAAACGAUAGAUCAAUUUCUUCCAAAACUUGGGACGGUGAUUCGAUGGCGAAACUGAAUAUCACUGCUAGAAACGUUACAACAUUUUCUUUGCAAGUAUUUUCCGAUGGUUCGUUGAAUUACACCGAUAGUUCAACUCUUGUAAAUAUUUUUUACUCCGCUCAGGGAAAUGAUAUCAUACCUCCGUAAAAGUAUUAAAUGAGAGAAUCUCCUUGAACUAAAAACUCGUUAGGUACCUACCUAUUCUAAAUUUUGAUCAAUUUUUUAUACCAUCAGUUUCCGUGUAAUUCUCACUUUCUUCAUCUCUUCUUCCUCCGCCUCCGCCUGUAAAAAAAAAAGAUUGUUCCUUUCUUGUUCACCUGAUAAUUGUUUUUUUUUUGGUCACUCGUACAUAGAUUCGGUAGCUCAAUUUGCAUAUGAGACCUCUCGCAUUUUCCUGUUCGAUAAAAAAUAAUGUGCAUUCGUAUUUCGUAUCCGUGAAUUGUGGGUUCUUUCCUCAAGCAGCGAUGAAAUUUUUUGGAAAAUUGGUCUUUUAAUUUGAGGUUUUUGCAAUUCUUUUCUCCUAUUCGACGUACGAUUGUGGUUCAUCGGAAAAGGUAAAUUUUAAAAAAAAAGCUCGUCGUUGGAGACGAAUUUACAUAUAUCUUGCCUUUGUGGUUUUUUUGUACUUAAGGGUUUUUAGUAUAGGUAUAGGUACUGUUCUUGCGUUUUUUCCAUCAGUUUUUCAUUUCGUGGCCCAUUUCAUUUGUAUUUAUGCUGUGAAAAAUCCCUCGUAUGAAAUUGUCGAUUCGGCUCAUUCAUUUUAUUAGGCAGUGGUUUCAGCUCUCACCUUUUUUUAAAAAUAUAGUUAUUAUUUCUAAGAUUGAGUAAUUUACUAGGUACCUUGUAUGUAAUUUGUAUAUUUUUGGAAUUGGUAAAAAUUAAGGAAAUUUAUAAUUUCCUAAAACUCAUGUGAAAUCUUUAACGAGCACAUAUUAUAUGUAUUUUGACGAGAAAAAUUGUUCAAUACAUUUGAUACAAGUAAAGUUAAGUAUGUCUCACAAAAA